Monodelphis domestica (gray short-tailed opossum) is the source of this 2013-nucleotide messenger RNA. The record is from RefSeq and is a predicted model, not a curated record. NCBI's taxonomy places the organism in Eukaryota, Metazoa, Chordata, Mammalia, Didelphimorphia, Didelphidae.
GAGGCAGACAAGAGAGUGUAACUCCUUAGUCUGGGAGAGGCUCCGGGACUUCCCAAGAAGUGAGGACCGUCCUGCCUCUUCCAUCUCUCCGUGCCUUUUCUCCUCAGUUUAUCUCCGAAAUGGUGAGCGCGCAGCCUCUCGGGGGCAUCUGGAUGGAGGUUCUGGUGGUGACUCUGCUGGUGCUGACAGCCCAGGUGACUGCGGACAGACGCCCCCCAAAGCACUUCACGAGGCAGUUUAAGUCCGAGUGUCACUUCGUGAAUGGGACGGAGCAGGUGCGGUUUGUGGAGAGACACAUCUACAACCGGGAGGAGUUUGUGCGCUUCGACAGCAACGUGGGGGUGUACCAGGCGGUGACCGAGCUGGGGCGGCCCAGUGCUGAGCAUUGGAACAGCCAGAAGGAGUUCCUGGAGGACAGACGGGCCCAGGUGGACACUGUCUGCAGACACAACUACGAGAUUGUUGAGCCCUUCUCAGUGCGCAGGCGCGUGGAGCCCGAGGUCCUGGUGUAUCCGUCCAAGACGGCUCCUGUGGGCCACCACAACCUGCUGGUGUGCUCUGUGAGCGGCUUCUACCCCGGGGCCGUGGCGGUCACGUGGUCCGUGAAUGGGCAGGAGCAGAGGGCUGGGGUCGUGUCCACAGGCCUGAUGCGCAAUGGCGACUGGACCUUCCAGACCCUGGUGAUGCUGGAGGUGACCCCCCAGCGCGGAGAUGUCUACACCUGCCACGUGGAGCACUGCAGCCUGCAGAAGCCUGUCCUGGUGGCCUGGAGUGCCCAGUCAGAGUCUGCCCAGAGUAAGAUGCUGAGUGGUGUCGGGGGCUUCGUGCUGGGCCUCAUCUUCUUUGGGGGUGGCCUCAUUGUCCACAUGAGGAGUCAGAAAGCUAAUCGUGGUUCACAGCCUGCAGGUAAGAUCCUUCUCCCCAGCUGGGAUCCUGGUUCUCCUGGCUACAGCCUCUGCCCAGUGCAGCCUGAAGCUAAGACAGACUUGGGGGGCCUUUAGUGGGCAGAAGUGGUUCUCCUUGUGGGGUCCGUCCCACCCUGGACUCUUCUCUGACUCUCAUCUGUCCUCUGCAGGGCUCCUGAGCUGAUCCCUGAGGCUGUGUCUCCUGGAACUUUUGUCUCCCCUCUCAGCCUCCCUCCACCAUUUGGAGGCCCCCUGCUUGUGCCCAGAUAUCCAGGAGGUCAGCCCUCUUGACCCCUUCCCUGGAACAGCUCCUUUGUUGCACCUUCGACUCUGUCCUGAAUCCUGCAGUUCAAAGACCCCCCUCUAGUCUCCCUCAUUCCCACACCAGGGUUUCAUCCAUUUUUGUCCCUUGAACCUCCACCCCAAUAAAUGAGAAGAAUGAGAAUCAGCUGGAACCUGGUUAACAGAGAAAAAGUAGGGGGAGCAGGGAGGAGACUUCAGUUCUUGGAAUCCUUAGAAUCAGUGUGUGUAAUGCUUCCAGAGGGGAAGAUGGCAGCCCAUCCACAUCUUUUUAUCCUGAUUGUCUCCUGUCUGUGCCCUUCCACAAUCCUGUAGAGGGAUUCCAGUGUCCUGGGGGCCUCUCUCUGCCCUCCUGGUCAUUAUGUGGAGGGCCCCCAAUGGCCCUCCCAGGCUGUCUGCCCAUCUAUCCUCCCCUUUCCUAUGGGAUGGCCCCCUUCAUUGUGGCUUCCAUCUCUCUGAUGAGGUUCCUGCUAUCACUUCUGCUCCUUUCUUCCCUGGUGAUGUCCUGGAGUCUCUGUUUGCCCACUGUGUGCCCUUCCAGUACACUUGAAUGAAAUUAAACUUUUACUCAUACCUUUUGCUAUUAUAUCUUAUUCAAUGUUUACUAUAUAUAUCCUCCAUCAGACCUUCUCUAAUUACAACAAUAAAAAAAGUUUUCAGUGUAAUGAUCCCAUUGAGUACAUCUAUCCAACAGCAUAUGCAACAGUCAUACUCACAGUCUGUCUCUAUUUCCUUCAUGAUGGAUUUGUUUACCUUCUGACCAAACUCGGUCAUUAUAAUUAUAUAACAUGACGCAUUUUUUUUUCUA